AUGAAUCAAGAAGAUGGGUCAAAACGAAUAAAGCGCGGAGUGCGGAGUUCUACGCGGGGCAUGGAUGCGCAGGGUGUGGCGUUUUAUGCGGGGCGCGGAUGCACGGGGUACGGAGUUCUACGUGUGGUGCAGAGUAGCUGCUAUAUUGAUCUUAUGGCGUGCUUGCGAUUAGGCUCUAAAUCCAAUUCUUUGCGUCUUGAAGGACAAGCAUGGCUUUGUUCAUCUGGGCUUGCAAGUGAUGUUACCAUAGAAAUUGGGGAUGAAACGUUUCAAUUACACAAGUUUCCAUUGAUCUCAAGAAGCGCUCUACUAGAGAAGCGCAUAGGAGAGCUGAUAAAUGAAGAUGGAUCAUCGAACUACACUCUCAAACUCGAUGACAUACCGGGUGGAUCCAAGGCAUUUCAAGUUGUAGCCAGAUUUUGUUAUGGAAUGAAACUCGAAAUCAACCCCUCGAAUGUAGUCUUCCUACGAUGUGCAGGCAAAUAUCUCGAAAUGACAGAAGAAUAUGGCGAAGGAAAUCUGAUAGCCCAAACCGAAGCCUUCUUCAGUGAGGUUUUCAGCAGCUGGGCAGACUCAAUGCAGGCUCUUACAACAUGUGAAGAAGUCCUUGAACAGGCAGAGGAAGCUCAAGUUGUAUCUAGGUGCAUCAAUUCAUUAGCCAUAAAAGCAUGUUCCGACCCAGGUUUAUUCGGAUGGCCUGCAAGCAGACACACCAAGAACUCAAAAGACAAAAAUUGGUUUUGGAACGGGAUCUCAUCAUCCGGUAAGAACAUGACUAGUUCCAUUGAGGAUGAUUGGUGGUACGAAGAUGUUUCUUCGCUUAGUUUCAAUCUAUAUAAGCGCCUUAUCAAAGCAGUCGAAGCAAGAGGCAUGAAACCCGAAAGAGUUUCUGGCUCGAUCAUGUAUUAUGCUAGUAAGAACAUUCCGCUUUUGGAUAACAAACAAAUACCCUACUCGGGUGAUCCAAAGGAUAAUACUUCUGAUGAUUCGACUUUUGAAACCGAACAGAGAAACCUUAUAGAGGAAAUCGUAAAUUUACUUCCUGCUCAAAAAGGCGUCACACCUACUAAAUUCCUGUUAAGGUUGCUUAAAACAGCUAUAAAUUUGCACUGCAAUCCUCCUUGUUUGGAAAACCUGGAGAAAAGAGUCGGAUCGCAGUUACAACAAGCCGCGUUGGUAGAUUUGAUGAUUCCGAAUACAGGGUUUGCAUCAGAUACGUUGUAUGAUAUCGAUUGUGUUCAGAGAAUCGUUGAUCAUUUCAUGCAAAUGCAGUUAGGUGUGUCGGGAACAUCUUCUCCUACGACAGUCGAAAAUAGCGGGCAAGUGACAAAUGCAUCUCAAUCUAUAGCUUCUAUGACAUUGGUGGCUGAACUUAUUGAUUCAUACCUUGCUGAAGUUGCUCCUGAUGUCAAUGUUAAGCCCUCUAAAUUCCAAUCUCUGGCUGCUGUCAUUCCUGAUUAUGCCAGACCUAGAUAUGAUGGUUUUUACCAUGCUAUUGAUAUCUAUCUCAAGGCACACCCGCAGCUGACAGAGGCUGAAAGAGAACAAAUCUGCAGAUUGAUGAACUGCCAGAAACUAUCACUAGAAGCAAGCACACACGCAGCACAGAACGAGAGAUUACCUCUUCGGAUGGUAGUUCAAGUACUGUUCUUCGAACAAUUAAGGCUUCGAACUCAAAUAUCAGGAUGGUUUUUCUUAUCGGAUAAUAAUGUGGAUAGUUCACAAAACCGGGAUCAAGAUGAAAUUGUAGAGCAAGAUCGAGCUUUGGUUGUGGCAGGAGAUGUAAGGAGUCGGGUUUCAGAGCUAGAAAAGGAGUAUCAAACUAUGAGACAGGAAAUACAAAAGCUUGGUAAGACUAAGAAAAGAUGGAACAUAUUUUCUAAGAUGUUUGCCAGACCAAAACCAAGAGUUAAGCAUCAGCUACGCCAUGCUAAACCACUACAUACCAAAGUGCACCAACUGACUCAUAUUAGGAAACAAGAUAUGGAUAAUACUGCUACUCCUACAAUUUAUGAAGAAAUUGAAAGCAUAGAGCAGAGAUAG
Messenger RNA from Amaranthus tricolor (Joseph's coat), 2043 nucleotides. RefSeq names its product BTB/POZ domain-containing protein At5g03250-like. NCBI's taxonomy places the organism in Eukaryota, Viridiplantae, Streptophyta, Magnoliopsida, Caryophyllales, Amaranthaceae. The transcript has 5 exons. Gene Ontology annotation, molecular function: protein binding. The coding region runs from base 1 to 2043 and encodes 680 amino acids. The record is from RefSeq and is a predicted model, not a curated record.